Brassica rapa (field mustard) is the source of this 3286-nucleotide messenger RNA. RefSeq names its product chitinase 10. NCBI's taxonomy places the organism in Eukaryota, Viridiplantae, Streptophyta, Magnoliopsida, Brassicales, Brassicaceae. Gene Ontology annotation, molecular function: chitinase activity. Gene Ontology annotation, biological process: cell wall macromolecule catabolic process; chitin catabolic process; carbohydrate metabolic process. The record is from RefSeq and is a predicted model, not a curated record.
AUGUCAAAUUUCGUUUUUGAAAUUGUAUAUUUUUGGUAAAAAAAUUUAAUAGAUAACAAUAACUUGUAUGUAUCACCAUUAAUAAAAAUAUUAAACUAAUAAGAUAACUAUAAAAUGUAAAAUUUUCACAGUAGUUUAUAACUGAAAAAACUAUGUAAUAUUUAUUAUUGUCAAAAUUAUUUGUAAAUGUAUUUUUGACUAGUUGUUUGAAUUAUAUUUUAAUACAGAUCGGUAUUAAAAACUAAAAUUUUAAAUUUUAAAUUUAUCUGCGUCCUCCAGUUUUAUUUUUCAUGUGAAAAUAACUCUCUUUUGGAGAUCCCGUUAGUUACUAUACUACUCAAGCACUCAUUUGGCCUCGUACGAAAGUUUCAAAUGUAAUCAUUUAGGUCAAAAAGGUCCGUAAAAGGUAAAAAGAAAUUCGGUUUUCUUUGCUUUAAUUUCGCAAAAUGUAUGGCUUUUUAUUUACCGUUCUUUGAAAUUUGAUGAAAUCAUCCUGGUUUAUCCGACAAAUUUUACAAACCUAAAGAGGGUUGUCUAAAUCAAUGAGUAACAACAAAAUGACCUAGAGUACGUACGUGUGCCAUUCCAAGUAUGUAGACGUAAUAACAAUGGUUGAUAUUACAUCAUCGGCCUUAUGUUGGCCCAAGUAUAGCCACUGAUUUGGUUUAUAAAAUGGCCACUUCAGUGCAGCCCAAGGCCGAAUCGUAAUAUGUUUGUAAAGACGAAGAAUUUUUGUAAAAAUUAUGAAAACCUUUUCGCUGAUGAUUACGGAUAGUUUAAAUGAUUUUUUUCAAACAGUAUGCAUUAUGUUGGUUUAUAUUUGGAUGGCAACAAAAUAAGAACACUAGUACACACCAGUAAAUUAUAUAUUUUGAUCUAACCAAAUUUAAUACUUACAUAUAAAUCAACAGUAUUUCCUUAUAAUAUAUUUGUUGAGUAUUGUAUUGUUUUUAUAAAAAGUUCAAUGAAUUUCUGGUAAUGCGUAUAUAUUUUAUGUGUCUGUUAGAUUAACUACCAUAGCUUUAGUAAAUAAUAAAAUGAAAAGUAUGAUGUAAAAACACACGACUGCUUUACCAUAUCUCCAAUUUUGUAUUAUGCAUUCUCCUAUAAAGGUUCUUGUACGUAUGAUACUGUUAGUCUUUUUCUUAUUAAUUUAUUAUGUAUCAAUUGAAUUAUGCGAAUGGAUAUAGUUUCGAAUUAUGCGGAUGGAUAUAGUUUCUCAACUAUCAAUUGACCUUUUAUUUUUGCAAGCCUUUUUCAAAGAAAAAAACUAUCAAUUGACCAAAUUUAAUAUAAGACAACUUGAUAAUAAUAUAUAAAAACAUAAAUAACGUUUUAUUAUAGGCAAAUGGACAUUUAAACUAAAGCAAUGUGAAUCGCUUCACAUCGCACCAAUGUGGUGGUGGAAUUUUCACUUCUCUUUUGUGCAAUCACGUGGUCGAAUUAAUGGUUUAAGCAUUUUAGCAAUUAAUCAGAAUAUAAAAUAACAGCCGCACGAAUAAACAGAACGUUAAUUAGUAAAAAAUUAACCCAAAUGUUUCAUCAUAAAAAGCAAGUAAACAGCUAUACUUUCUAACAAUUUGUAGAACUGUGAAUUCAGAUCGUUAGUUUUGAUUUUUGACAUAUGUGUGACGGUGUGGUGUUUUUCCUAUAAUCAAACAAUUGGACUGUAUCUUCUUAUUAAAAAUUGUCACGACUUGGUCCAAAGUCAAUUCACAAGUUGCUCGGCGCAUUUGGUGUUAGUUAGCCACCGAUCUAGAACUCUGUAUUUUUUUUUAUUUCGUAAAGAUUCUUUGAUAGUUUUAUAAACCAACCAAGACUUCAAUAAGAGCUUCAACAUACUUUUUUGUUAUAUGGAAUAAUAAUGAAAAUGGAACAGAAGUUCACAGCAAUUAUAUAUGUGUAUAUAUUUAGAUUUAGAUUCAAUUGUAUUUUAAAUUUCUAAGUUUAGGCACGAAUUUUGUUUUAGUUCUUUUAGAGAAAAAAACAAUUCAGACUGAAAGGGCUGAACUAUAAGGUUUAAACUAAAUUUAACGAAGAAAUAUAUCUCUACAAAAACUAAAUUUUCCAAAUCAAGAAUGGGUCUUCUAACAUUGAAAAAUAAAGUAGACCCAAGAAUAAGUAAGACUAUAAUGAAAUAAAAACAAUAAACUCCACUAAAAGUGUCAAAACGUUGACCCACGCAAACAUGUAACCAAGUCUUCUUCCACUACAUGAUCUCUAUGACUAUAUAUCACAGCAAAACCAAACCUUCUCUUCUCACACAUACAUAAAGAACAAACAUGGAGAAACAAAUUUCUCUAUCGCUAUGUCUCUUCCUCUUCAUCCUCUCAAUAUCAUCUUUUCUCCAAGAAACUGAAGCUCGGAAAUACUCCUAUAGACGUGCACCGAUCACGAGGCUAGUCUCAAGAUCUCUCUACGACUCAAUCUUCAUCCACAAGGAAAACAACGCAUGCCCUGCAAAAGGUUUCUACCCUUACGAAGCAUUCUUGGAGGCUACAAGGUGGUUCCCGAGGUUCGGGAGCGUAGGAGGCAUUACGACAAGGCGUCGUGAAGUGGCUGCGUUUUUGGCGCAGAUAUCUCACGAGACAACAGGUGGUUGGGCCACGGCACCGGAUGGACCGUACGCGUGGGGGCUGUGUUUUAAAGAGGAAGUGAGUCCACAGAGUAAUUAUUGUGAUGCUUCAAAUACGGAGUGGCCUUGCUUCCCUGGCAAAUCUUAUAAAGGAAGAGGUCCCAUUCAACUUUCUUGGAAUUACAAUUACGGUCAGGCGGGUCGAGCAUUGGGUUUUGACGGUUUACGUAACCCGGAAAGUGUAGCCAACAACUCCGUUUUAGCUUUCAAGACAGCUCUUUGGUUUUGGAUGACCGAACAGACUCCUAAACCGUCUUGCCAUGACGUCAUGGUGAACCGGUACAGACCGACCAAAGCAGAUAUAGCAGCAAACCGGACAAGUGGUUUCGGUUUAACCACCAACAUCAUAAACGGCGGGUUAGAAUGCGGGAUUCCAGGAGAUGGACGAGUCAAUGACCGGGUCGGGUAUUUCCAAAGAUACGCUAAGCUGUUUAAUGUCAACACAGGACCUUUCUUAGACUGCGAGAACCAGAGGCCCUUCUCCUAGAAGACUAUCAUUGCAACUCUCUUUUAGUUUUUCUAUAAACUAAUACAAUCCAUGUACCAAUGAAACUGAAGUUUAAAAUCAUAACAAUAAAACUCCUUAAGCUGAGAGUGAGAGAUAUAAAUGUUUUUUUUAAAGCGUACCGUGACAAGAAGUUGUUAACCUCA